AUGUGCAGCGGCUUCGCGGGCUGCAGUAGCGGGCGACGGUGCUAUGGACGGGCGGGGCGCUGCGGCCGGCCUGGCGCUGCAAAUGGGCUGGGCGCUGCGGACGAUGCAUGUGUAGCGGCUCGGUGGGUCGCAGCAGAGAGCGACGGUGCUGUGGACGGGCGGGGCGCUGCGUACGGCCCUGGCGCUGCGGAUGGGCUGGGCGCUGCGGACGAUGAAUGUGCAGCGGUUGGGCGGGUCGCAGCAGCGGGCGACGGUGCUGUGGACGGGCGCGGCACUGCAAAUGGGUUGGGCGCUGCGGACGAUGCAUGUCGUAGCAGCGGCGACGGUGCUGUGGACGGGCGGGGCGCUGCGGACGGCCCUAGCGCUGCAGAUGGGCUGGGCGCUGCGGACGAUGCAUGUGCAGUGGCUUGGCGGGUUGCAGUAGCGGGCGACGGUGCUGUGGACGGGCGGGGCGCUACGGACGGCCCUGGCGCUGCGGAUGGGCUGGGCGCUGCGGACCAUGCAUGUGUAGCGGCUGGGUGGGUCGCAGCAGAGGGCGACGGUGGUGUGGACGGGCGGGGCGCUGCAGACGGCCCUGGCACUGCAGAUGGGCUCGGCGCUGCGGACGAUGAAUGUGCAGCGGUUAGGCGGGUCGCAGCAGCGGGCGACGGUGUUGUGGACGAGCGCGGCAGUGCAGAUGGGUUGGGCGCUGCGGACGAUGCAUGUGCAGCACCUGGGCGGGGUCGCAGCUGCGGGCGACGAUGCUGUGGACGGGCGGGCCACUACAGAUGGGCUGGGCGCUGCGGACGAUGCAUGUGCAACGGCUGGGCGGGUCGCAGCAGCAGGCGCAGUGCUGUGGACGGGCGGGGCGCUGCGGACGGCCCUAGCGCUGCAGAUGGGCUUGGCGCUACGCACGAUGCAUGUGCAGCGGCUUGGCGGGUUGCACUAGCGGGCGACGGUGCUGUGGACGGGUGGGGCGCUGCGGACGGCCCUGGCGCUGCGGAUGGGCUGGGCGCUGCGGACGAUGCAUGUGUAGCGGCUGGGUGGGUCGCAACAGAGGGCGACAGUGCUGUGGACAGGCCGGGCGCUACGGACGACCCUGGCGCUGCGGACGAUGCAUGUGCAGCGGCUUGGCGGGUCGCAGCAUCGGCCAACGGUGCUGUGGACGGGCGGGGCGGUGCGGACGGCCCUAGCGCUGCAGACGAUGCAUGUGCAGCAGCUGGGUGGGUCGCAGCACCGGGCGACGGUGUUGUGGACGGGCAGGACGCUACGGACGGCCCUGGCGCUCCAGAUGGGCUCGGCGCUGCGGACGAUGCAUGUGCAGCGGCUGGGCAGGUCGCAGCAGCGGACGACAGUGUUGUGGACGGGCGGGGCGCUGCGGACGGCCGUGGCGCUGCAGAUGGGCUGGGCGCUGCGGACGAUGCAUGUGCAGCGGCUUGGCGGGUCGCAGCAGCGGGCGACGGUGCUGUGGACGGGCGGGGCGCUGCUAAAUGUCAUGCCGCUGCGGCAUUCGGAGGUGGGCGUCCUGCGCCGCCCUGUCUCUGUUAG
This is a messenger RNA of Closterium sp. NIES-65, 1527 nucleotides long. The record is from the annotation of a GenBank genome assembly. NCBI's taxonomy places the organism in Eukaryota, Viridiplantae, Streptophyta, Zygnematophyceae, Desmidiales, Closteriaceae.